AUGAGCGUGACCUAUUCAUCAUCUGAUAUUGUGGGGUACCCAGAUCAUCUACCUACAUUUGAUGUGAAGUUACCAUUGAAAUAUCCUCAAACACCAUCAACAACAGCAACAACAACAACAUCAACAUCAUCAUCAUCGCCUCCUAAUGACCAAUUUCAUCUCAAACUUGCUGCAUGUGGCCAAUUACUCAAACUAGGAUCAAAUUCUCUUGUCCCACUUGUUUCAUCCACGAUAUUGAAUGACUUUAAAACUAUUACACUCACGCCAAUUGAACGCAAAUUGAACAAGUUGGGUUUAAAACUACAAAACAUCAGGAUCCAUUUACCAAACAAGCUUUCAUCGACCAGCUGCUUUGACAUAACUCAUGAUAGUGAAAACAUCUACAUUAACCUCAUUGACUCUAGCUACUUGUUCAUAUCUUUGAAGAUACCUACAGAGACAUUUGUUUCCAGCAAGACGUUAUCCUUGUUUGAUUUUGAAGAAUGGGGGCAUAUAUCUGUUCCAUAUUCGUUUGAAAUGAGAUCGGAUCCAUAUUUGGUGAAGUCAUUUGAUGAGAAGAAUGUGCUAGUUUCUUUAAAGGAUGGUGGAUUGCUUCAUUUUCAAAAACAACAUCCCUUGGACUCAAUUGAAAUCCUGACUUUUGCCGAACCAGUUUCGUUUCUUGGUGGAAUCUUUAGUGGUAAAAAGAAGAAUGUGUAUUCAAAUGGAAUCUCAUCAAACUCGAUUGUUGACUUGAUCAAAGUGGAUGAUUAUUUGAUCACCUUGACUACGAGUAGACAAUUGAAAUUGUGGAGUUUGUCAAAACGUCAAUACGUUUCGUCUGUUUCCUUGACCGUCGAUCUGGAUGAGGAUGUAUGGUUGACUACGGUUCCUUCAAAGUAUCUUCAAAUUGUUGACGCUGGUGACGAGCAAUAUAUCACAUUACUCAAUCCGACAAUUGGAGGUUCGAAAAAGGGUAAAUUUGCGUUUAGAUCGUGGCAGAUUCAAGAGCUGUCGUUGGUGGAGGUUACAAGAUUUCACCUUGAACCGGAAUUGCCAAAUAUUCUUUUAUCGUCGUCAGAUAUAUUUUACCACGAGUCAGCUUUCCAGAAUACGAUAUGGUUUAUUCAAGAUUUUGCAACUGAUUACGUCAAGGGGAAUUUGGUCACUUACAUCUUGUGGAAAUCGAAUACUUCAUCAAUUCUAGUCGCCUAUACUACUGAGACUACCGGCGGUGCCACCUUAUCAAUUCAAUUGUCACUGCCGCCAGCCCAUAAUGACGAAGAAACAAUUUCUAUUCACUUUGAUUCUGACUACUAUUGCAGAAAAAUCUUUGAUUCUGGAAGAUUUGAUAACUUGAUUGUUGCAACUUCAUUAUCAAUCUUGCGUCAACAUUUCAAAUCACAACGACAAGAGAAUGAUGAUGAUGAUGAUGACGAUGAUGACCUGGGUACCGAUUUGCGCACGGCUGCAUUGAGGUUGAUAGAGUUCCACUCGAGCAACGACGAGUCGGAUAAGCAAAUCUGGCUCAAGCUUUAUUCACUUUGUGAAGAAUUGGAAAAGACAAGUCAAGAAGCGUUGGGUCUAGUCACGUUUGAGAGCCAAUUGAUAACUACACAAGCUAACGGAUAUGGACUAUUCCGGCCAUCUCAUUACUUUGAAUUAUUUGCAAGUGAAAGCCUACAUGCUCCUGAGCCCACAUUGAUGCAAGUGUUCAACAGGUUCCGCACAACGUUGUCGGCGAAAACAUACCACAAAUUAAGCGAGACAGUGUUAUCGCAUCGAGGUAGAUUUAAUGCCAAUUUAGUUGACCAGUUUUUCCAAACUCACCUUAGUAAGAAACUAUCACCACAAGAGAUUCAAUCGGCAUUGUCUGAAUUGGAAAAAGUACACAAUGGGCCGGACGUCCUUCAAUCUUUGAUUGAGAAUACCAGGUAUCAGUUGGUCAGCAUUCAUAACCCACUUCGCGGUGACUUGGGUGAAUUCUUUAAAAUAUCAACGCUCAUCACUUUCAAAGAUAUAAUGCAGCAGCAGAACAAAUUAUUGAUGGAUGUGUUGGUAUUGCUUUUGAUUUGUAAAGUUAAUGGUCUGAUUUUGCAUUUGAUUGAUCAAGUAGUGCACGAAUUACAACAAUACCACCUCAUUGAGAUUAUAUUUGACACUUGCUUCGAGUCGGGUGGUGAAAAGUCUCCACUUGAGUCUCACGGGUUGAGCAAUCUUGAUCAUUCCUUAUUUUGGCUGGCCGUGAUUGGCAAGGAUGCGCAGUUGAAACAAUACGUUGAGACUUUACAAAUCAAUGAUGCUUUUGAGUACUUGUGGAAUCAAACAUUUACCCAGAGAGAUUUCCUUUUAAAUUCGGUUAUUGAGUUGGUCAACCAUCAACAGGGCCCAUAUUUGAAGAAAUACUUUUUGCGUGAAUUAGAUCAGAAUGAAGUGGAUGAGUUGUUUCUUAUUGGUAUCGUUCAUUUGAUCAAUAACGAUGCCACGUCUUUCUAUGACGUUUUUGCUCAAUUUGAAAAAUUACAGCACUUGGAUGUGUCCAAAUUGAAGUUGUUGAAACAGGAUGAAAAUUUACGUCAUUUCUUGAGUUGUUUUUAUACUUUCCCAACGACUAGUGGAUAUUAUCAUGGAUUAUCGGAAUUGGCGAUGUCGCAAGUGAGAGCGGGCAAAACCACCGAUGUGACAAGAAUACAAUUGACUAAAGUGGCGCUCAAAUUUGAACAACUUGCCAUUGAAAAUACUACAGAUGAGCCAUCUAAAGUUGAAUCUUUAUAUUUGACUGUGUUUGAUCUAGCAUUGUCAAUAUCCGAUUAUGAUUCAGUAGAGCGAGCAUUGACGCAGUUAAUCUCCCACGAGGAAAUCAAACUGUUGCUUACGAAAUUCAUUGAAAAGUUGAUAUUGGAGCAAAAUCUCAAGUUGAUUUUCCCACCAAAUGAAAACAAGGUAUAUCGAACCCAUUACAAAUUAAUUGAUUCGAUUUUGGCACAAGUAGCUCACUCGGCGCCAUUGUUGUCUUCAUUAAAGAUGUACCAAGUGCUCUCCGCAUGGAGAUUGUUUGGAUGUUGCGCGUUGGAUACAGAGUUGGCCGAUCAACGGGGCUCAUGCGAAGCAUUGUACCAUUAUAUCCAACGAUACAAGAAUGAAACCAAAACUAUUGACAAGGCCAGUAAAUUUCAAGUGUUACAAAUGUAUUUGCUCAUUUUGAACAAUUUGAAGUCGUUGCAAGAUGCUGAUGAUCAAUGGUUUUUCAAUGAUGCUGUGGAUUUAGCAGCUGCUUCAUCGUCAUCUUGGCUGAUUGUGACUGCGAACCGAAUCCAAAUUGAGUAUUUGGAAUGGAUGAAGAAUUUGGAAACGGACUUAUCUACAAUUGAGUAA
Messenger RNA from Lodderomyces theae, 3354 nucleotides. RefSeq lists its product as uncharacterized. The transcript has a single exon. Lineage: Eukaryota; Fungi; Ascomycota; Pichiomycetes; Serinales; Debaryomycetaceae. Gene Ontology annotation, molecular function: structural constituent of nuclear pore. The record is from RefSeq and is a predicted model, not a curated record. Bases 1 to 3354 code for a protein of 1117 amino acids. Gene Ontology annotation, cellular component: nuclear pore.